Messenger RNA from Eleginops maclovinus (Patagonian blennie), 3512 nucleotides. RefSeq names its product methylcrotonoyl-coenzyme A carboxylase 2. The coding region runs from base 1111 to 2673 and encodes 520 amino acids. Lineage: Eukaryota; Metazoa; Chordata; Actinopteri; Perciformes; Eleginopidae. Gene Ontology annotation, cellular component: mitochondrion; methylcrotonoyl-CoA carboxylase complex. The transcript is spliced from 12 exons. Gene Ontology annotation, biological process: L-leucine catabolic process. Gene Ontology annotation, molecular function: methylcrotonoyl-CoA carboxylase activity. The record is from RefSeq and is a predicted model, not a curated record.
UCGUCGAAUUAACGUGUCAGUAGAAUUAUACUGCAGCCAUAUUGAGGUAUUUCAUAAAGUAGUUAAAUGUAUUGAAUUCCAUCAUAAUUUAGAAGCUGAUUGUAGUUAACGUCUUAAUCUGUUAAGUAACUAGUAGUGUUAUCUGUUAAAUGCAUGUAGGGGGGUAAAAAGUACAACAUGCGCUUGUGGACGAAGUAUUCAGAUGCUAAUAUCAAUACAUUAUUGUCAAAAUACCUCAUUAUAAGUAAAAGUCCUGCAUUCAAAAUCUUGCUCUAGUUUAAGUACAAAAGUAUUAUCAGCAAAAUGUAGGCCUACUUAAAAACAAGUACAAGUAAUCAAUGUGCAGAAAAAUUGCCUUUAUGUGUGAAUAUAAUUAGCUUUAUUGUUUUGACAUUUCUAGAUAAUAUUGUUGCAUCAAGUAGAAUUUUACUGUUGAAGACAAACAAAGUUCUGAUUGACUGUAAAAUAUUCAAAAAAUCAGACUAUGAUUUGACUUACAUAGUUCACGAGUCCACUAGUUGAAUAUGCACAGAUGCAUGGCGAAAGCGGUUUAAUAAAUGUAGUGGAGUAACUCUAAAUGUGUGUAUAUAUAUAGUAGAAUUAAAUGGAAAUACUCAAGUAAAGUGCAAGUACCUCAAAAUUGUACUUAAUUGACAAAAUGUACUUAGUUACUUCCCACCUCUGACAACAUAUCCAUCUGAAUUGUAGUGAAUUAGAAUGAUAAAACAGCAUUAAAUUAAAAUACUCAAGUGAAGCACAACUACCUCAAAUGUAGUUAAUUAUCUUAAGUAUCCCCGAUGCAAAUACACAGAUAGUCAGAAUAAAUAUUUACCUCUCACUUGCCCUAAAGCUACUGUACCUACUCCUGUUUGUUCUCUGUCCCAAAAACAAGUGUGUGUAGCAGAGGAAAAGUGUGUUCUUCCUUUGUGCCUCCAUACACUCUCUCACCAUCAUGGAUCCUGAGAAACACCACAGAGGAGAGACAUCACAGGCUGGCUGAGCAGCGUUGGCAGUGUUCCGUCCGCCGUAUGAGCUCUGCAGCCAAGAGGAGAAGAUCUCUGCACAGUGCCUUCCCUGUGCUGAAGCAGCCCCUCCAGCCCAUCCACCAACAUGUGUAUGAAGCAAACGUUGAUGGAGUUAACUGACAAGGCAAUGAAAGGUGGAGGGGAAAAAGCCAUCGCCAGACACACUCAGAGAAACAGGAAGUUGCUGGUCAGGGAUCGACUGCGCCUCCUACUGGAUGAUGAGGAUUUCCUGGAGCUGUCGCCAUUGGCUGGUCUUGGUCUUCCAUAUGGGGACAUCCCUGCAGCAGGCUGCCUGACUGGCAUUGGCAGGAUCAAUGGCUUGUGGUGUGUGUUCAUUGCCAUGGAUGCCACAGUGAAGGGCGGCACAGCGUAUCCAAUCACUGUAAAGAAACAGCUACGAGCACAGGAAGUAGCAAUUCAGAACCGCCUGCCCUGUGUUUACCUUGUCGACUCUGGAGGAGCUUUUCUACCACUGCAGUCAGAGAUCUUUCCUGAUAAGAACCAGGGAGGAAGGACAUUCUAUAACGAAGCUAUUAUGUCUGCGAUGAAGAUCCCACAGGUGUCGGUGGUGUGCGGGUCAUGCACGGCCGGUGGAGCUUACAUCCCCACCAUGGCAGAAGAGGCAGUGAUGGUGCACCGGAUAGGAACCAUAUUUCUGGGUGGGCCACCGCUCGUAAAGGCCGCCACAGGAGAGGAAGUCACACCAGAAGACCUGGGAGGAGCCACGCUUCACGCAGAGGUGAGUGGCUGUGUGGACCAUUUUUCCUUGGAUGAAAAGGAGGCGUACGACUGUACCAGAAACAUUGUGUCCACCCUCAACUUCCAACUGCCCGAGGAAGAGGAGGAGGAUGAGGAGAGAAUGAGGAAGAGGAAAGCUGAGGAAGAGCCGCUGUAUAGUUCAGAGGAGCUUCUGGGGCUCGCUCCUAAAAGUUAUACCCACAGUCUGGACGUUAAAGUGGUGGUCAGUCGGCUGACAGACGGGAGUCGCUUCCAGGAGUUUAAAGCUCGCUAUGGAACCACGCUCAUCACUGGCUUUGCAAAGAUUCAUGGCAACUUAGUGGGAAUAGUAGCCAACAAUGGAGAGCUGUCAUACCAAGCAGCUCUGAAAGGAAGUCAUUUUGUCCAGUUGUGUGACCAAAGAGACAUCCCACUCCUCUUCCUCCAGAACACAGCGCCUACCGCAGCGCUCACCCUCACCACCACUCAGGCAGAGGUGAACACUAACCGUCUGAAGGCUCAGGGUUCGAUGAUGUCAGCAGUAGCGUGUGCUUCCGUACCCAAAAUCACAGUGGUAAUUGGUGGUUGCCAUGGUGCUGACAGCUACGCCAUGUGUGGGCGGGCUUUUGACCCUAAUUUCCUCUUCCUGUGGCCCAACGCCAGAGUGUCAAUGACAGCUCCGGGUCACGCUGCCUCUCUGCCUUCCCCUGACAGUGAGGGAGAAGAGGAGAAGAAGAAGCUGGAAGAUAAGUUAAAUAAGAGACUGGAUGAGGAGAGCUCAGCGUUCUUCUCCUCCGGCAGACUCUGGGACGAUGGAGUCAUUCUGCCUCAGGACACCAGAAAGGUUCUCAGACACUGUCUGGAUAUCAUCAAACAGCAGCAGUAUCAGAUUUCCACAGAGAAACUCCAGUCAGCACUUCUGCGUAUAUAAAGGCAGCCUUCUUUCUUCUCCUCACUACCUCUCGACUCUACAAGCAUCUGUCCACUGAGCUGCUGUUUAUAAUUUAAUCUGGUUGCUAGAGCCCAUUGGUGACAUUUACCAAAAUGUGCCAAGAGGAUUCAAUGCAAGGCCUGGCCUGAAUUGAGUCUAACUGUUCAAUGUGUGGGAUAAUGAGCAUCAUCCUAUAAGUGAAAAAAGGGGAAAUUGCAGCAUUUAAAAUGCCCUUAAAAAAAAGAUAUAUAUAUAAUUAGAAAAACGUAUCAGAUACUGGGUAAAGUCACUCAUUGAUCAAAUAUUUCCAAGCGGUUCAAGAGUCCUCAAAUACUAAAUUGUUUUUUAGGUUUGGAGCUCAUACAUUUUUUUGUUGGCUUUAUGAAUCUAGACACUGAAAAAAGUCCUGGUUAAUCCUACAAAAGUGCCUCCUCAUUGCUCGAGUACAUAAAGAAAUGUUACUUUGAAAUUCACCCAGUGCUACAAAACGUGUGAAAUAUUGUGAUGAAUUUAUCACUGUUACAUUUCUUUUCUUAGCACAAGUACUGUUAUGGAGUGUCUGUUGUAUUCUGUGGUCUGUUUGAACCUCUACUGGGUUCAUGUUUUAUUUUUUUUUCACAGAUUAUCAUGUGCCACUUUUGAUUGUUUUGUUAUAUACACAUAUAGCACUGACUAUUUUUUCCCCUGGAACGAUUUAUUUAAAAGUAACUUCUGUCCAAAAUGAACACAUUGUAAGAUAGCAUGCUCUGUAAUUACAAAUGUAAAUUAAUUAUAGUUUUAUUUAAUUUGUAUACUAUUAUGAACAAAACAUGUAAAUAUAGUUUUAAAUUGAAAAACUA